AUAUCAUAGGAAAUUGCUUCAUACCUAUACUUAGUAUUUAUCCAUCUGCUUUAGUUUUAUUGACAUUGAUUGGGCUAGGAAUAGAAUAAUUGUUAUUUAGCCUCUCCAUUCCUUUCCCCUGUUUCUGGCUUGUGGAAGGGAAAGCAUGUUAUUGAAAAAUAGAAACGCAUAUCCUUGCAUUUCCCAAGGAUUUGUUUUGUACUGAGGCAUCAGGAAAUUUGGUUUGAACAUGCUCUAUUUAGAUUUUUGUUUGGUACAGAUAUGUAUAAUUUGUCCUUUUCAUAAGAUAAGAAUGUUUUCUCCCUGACUAGGGUGAGUGUAGUGGCAUAAUGUUGGAUCAAUGACUUUUGUUUAUCAGCUUGUAGUCAGCUAGCUAUUUUGCCUGAUUUAGGCUGGAGGUGGCUUAGGGGUUUUGUUGUCUUUUAUUUACUGGCAUUGCUUAUAAAGACAGAGAAUCUGAUAAUUAAAAAUAAAAUAAAUAAAUAAAUUUAAGGUGCACACAGUUGUAUAGGAUAACUUUCAAUGAGACUGCUUCUUAUAAAAAAAAUAGUUUCCUGAUAUUUUCUACAGUAUUUGAAUCUUAAUAUGAUCUGAGUUAUUCUGAACGGGAUGAUUGUGCUGAACCAUUGGUGAUUCUGGAUUGAUUGAUUCUUUCUGCUCUGGACUGGGAAACUAUCAGGGGCUCUUCUCCUGGUCAGUAGCGCACAUUCCUGUAAACAUGGUAGGGUCUCGGAAUGGAAGUGUUAUUGAUUUGCAAUAUUCUUUAUAGUAGGGGCUAAAGACUAGGUGUCACUGCUUUCUUCUUUGUAUUCCUUUUUUAUAUGUUUAACUUUAUAGUUUUCUUUUAUUGGUUAUAGGAAGUUUCUGUGGAGGUACUAUUAGAAGUCACAGGUCUCUCCCCUGUCCUCCUAAGUCAUGCCCUGAAACCUCUGACAAAGGAGAAUGGGAUCCUCACCCAGAAGCAGAGUCUUUUGAGGCUGAAUGAGGGGACACUGAGCCAGGCAUCCGGUGAGCGCCUGUGGCUCUUGCCCAAACAGAUGUAUUUGAAUGUGGAAGAAAAUGAGGGUUGUGCUCUGGAGAAGAAGAGGAAUACUAUUUGCUGUCUCCUUGUCCAGAUCCUGAAGGCAGAGAAAGAGAUGCAUAUUGACAACCUGGUAUUUAAGGUGAUUGAUGCAUGCCAGAAACGGGAGGUUGGCAGUACCCUGAAAUUUUUGAACUUUUGCUGUAGUAGCACAGAUGUCCUCUCUUGCAUCCUGCAUCUACUGAGCCAAGGUUACAUCCAACGCCAGGAGGAUAACCCACAUAUCCUGGAGUACAUUUCGGCAGAGCCCACCACACCUCACCGGGGUCAAGCCCAGCUCAUUUUUCAAAACAUUAAUUACCAAAAAUCAAAGAUCGCUUCUGGGACAGAUACAACCAAAAGAUUGGAUACCUUUGGCCUUGACACAGAACAGGUUCUGAUGGAGACGGUACUCUUGCCUAUGGGACGUACAAUGAAUCAAGAAGAAGUUGAGUUGCUGAUGACCCAAACAGUGGAGAAGGUGUCAGAUACUCUAAGCGUGACUGCAGAUAUAGCUCAACAUCUGCUGAUACACUGUAAGUGGAAUGUGGAUGUUCUGAUUCAGCGAUACACAGAAGACCAAGAGUCAAUGCUGUUUUUCUCAGGGCUGCAAGUGCGAAAUCCUCAGCCACCUUCAAGCCCUGUCACCCACUGUCCAGUUUGUGUGAAUCCUCUGAAUGAAACAGACGAUCUGCCUCUUCUGUGUUGUAUGCACUACUGCUGUAAGGUAAGAGCUUCUUUACUACCGUGAAAUAGGUAUUUGGGAGGGGGAGCAAUUUCUUUCGUUCUGUCACAGUAGUAGUGUGUUAGUCUGCCAUCUUCCUCUGUAAGCCUGAAACAUUUAUCUUGUGUUUCAUUCAUCUUUGUGGAUUGCUGUGGACUUUAUUCAUAUCCAUGAAAGAACGUUGUCAAUAUUUAGAAUUGGUUUGUUACUAAUUUAUCAGCUGCAUUUAUUCACUUAAGAACUGUGGCAAGAAAGGUGA
Molecule: messenger RNA, 2043 nt
Organism: Thamnophis sirtalis
Lineage: Eukaryota; Metazoa; Chordata; Lepidosauria; Squamata; Natricidae
Source: RefSeq, a predicted model, not a curated record